AAACAACACAGCCGUCGAUUACAAAGCCACGACACUCUUCGAUUCUCCGCGGCGUUUUAGUUUUUCCUCAAAAUAUGUGAACACACACCUGAAGCUCAUUCACAAGACUCUUUUCUGAAGGAAAAUCGUGAGUUUUCCGCAUGAUUAAGAUGGAGAUUCCGCCGGGGAUGAAAAUCGUGCUGUGGCUCAGCCUCUACAGCUCUGGCCUAUCUGUCAUUAUUUUUUUCCUGCUCUUCGUCUUGCUCAGAAAGAGGUUCAACCGAGCAAGGAAGAGGCACAGGGAGGCCGUCGACACUCCGACCGUCGCCUUUUUCCACCCUUACUGCAACGCCGGCGGUGGCGGAGAACGGGUCCUCUGGUGCGCCAUCAGGGCCAUGCAGACAAAAUUUCCUGAUAUUAAAUAUGUGGUGUACACCGGCGACAUCGAAAGCUCUCCUGAAGAGAUUCUGCAGAAGGCGUACAAGAGGUUCAACAUCAAAGUGGAGGGCGAAGUGAAUUUUGUCUACCUGCACCGGCGGCCGUGGGUGGAGGCCUCCAGGUGGCCGCACUUCACGAUGAUCGGCCAGAGCAUUGGCUCCAUGUGGCUCGCCAUCGAAGCGCUUGACUCUAUUGUUCCAGAUUUGUGCAUUGACACGAUGGGCUACGCGUUCGCACUGUCUUUGUUCCAUCAUUUGGGCGGGUGCAAGACGGCGUGCUACGUGCAUUACCCUACCAUCACGCCGGACAUGCUGCAGUACGUGUCCAACAAGCACCGUGGCUCGCUCAAGGCCAUCGUCAAGCUGCGCUACUACCGCUUCUUCGCCUAUCUCUACGCCAAGGCCGGUGCCACCUGCGACCUCGUCAUGGCCAACUCCUCCUGGACGCAGGACAGACUCGACCAGGUUUGGAAACGUCCUCUGGACACGCACAGGGUGUAUCCUCCAUGCGAGGUGUCCGAACUGCUCGCCAUUCCUCGCUCGCCUGAGCUGGACAACAAGCAAGACGAGUUCCGAAUCCUCUCGGUUGCGCAGUUCAGGCCGGAGAAGGAUCACCCGAUGCAGCUGCGUUCGCUCUACGCCCUGAGGGAACUGCUCUACGGCAACGACGCGUGGGAAAAGGUGAAGCUGGUGUUUGCCGGCUCGUGCAGACACGAAGAAGAUCACAUGCGGGUGCAAGAUCUGAUGAAUCUGGCCAAGCACCUGGCCCUCGACGACUAUGUCGAGUUCAAGAUUAAUUUGAGCCACGAAGACCUGAUGGACGAAUUCAAGAAGGCCAAGGUUGGCCUACAUGCUAUGUGGAAUGAGCAUUUUGGCAUUGGUGUUGUCGAGUGCAUGGCGGCGGGCCUGCUGACGGUAGCGCAUGGCUCUGGAGGGCCUUUGAUGGACAUCAUUGAGACCGCUGAGGGCAGCAGGACAGGAUGGCUGGCCACCGAGGAGGUCGAGUACGCCAGAAUCCUGUACACCCUGGUCAUGUUGUCCGCCACUCAAAAAGACAUCGUUCGCACUGCAGCCAGGUCCUCAGUCGGGCGUUUCUCCACGGACGAGUUCAACAAGAGUUUCAUGAAUGCCGUUUCUUCCCUGGUUUCUAGUCUGUAAAAUGUUUUUUUGUGAGAUUAUUGAGCAAUAAACACGAGCAAAUUUGAAUAAUUU
Cloeon dipterum is the source of this 1628-nucleotide messenger RNA. It is a transcript of the gene Alg11, whose product is annotated as ALG11 alpha-1,2-mannosyltransferase. The record is from RefSeq and is a predicted model, not a curated record. The transcript has 9 exons. Gene Ontology annotation, biological process: protein N-linked glycosylation. Bases 141 to 1574 code for a protein of 477 amino acids. Gene Ontology annotation, cellular component: endoplasmic reticulum membrane. Lineage: Eukaryota; Metazoa; Arthropoda; Insecta; Ephemeroptera; Baetidae. Gene Ontology annotation, molecular function: GDP-Man:Man(3)GlcNAc(2)-PP-Dol alpha-1,2-mannosyltransferase activity.